Messenger RNA from Helicoverpa zea (corn earworm), 882 nucleotides. RefSeq lists its product as uncharacterized. Bases 332 to 841 code for a protein of 169 amino acids. Lineage: Eukaryota; Metazoa; Arthropoda; Insecta; Lepidoptera; Noctuidae. The transcript has 4 exons. The record is from RefSeq and is a predicted model, not a curated record.
ACUGGGUUGAGGAGGUCAGAUAGGCAGUCGCUUCUUGUAAAGCACUGGUACUCAGCUGAAUCCGGUUAGACUGGAAGCCGACCCCAACAUAGUUGGGAAAAGGCUCGGAGGAUGAUGAUGAUCAUAGACACCAAAACAAUAACUUAAACAAACGACAUUUUAGAUCAUUCUAUUUAUUUGUGCCUACGAUUAAAUAUCGGAAACUAAAUUAUGAUCAUUUGCCUCCAGCCAACCAUGAUGAAUUUACAAACUGUAAUUUAUAUGUUCAAGUUCAGCUAGAAAGGUGUUUGCAAAGGGUAUCUAUUUUAUUCAAAAUUAAAUAUAGAUCGUUAUGUUAAAGUAUUUUGUGCUUGUUUCAUUAUUUUUCAUUCUUUCAAAAUCAUUGAAGACACUGUUAGAAUAUGGUGAAUUCGACGUGAAAAUGACAAACAUCGAAAUUUGCAAUGGACCUAAACGUAGAACUUGCGCUGACUUCUCCUUUGAAAUUGUCAAUGAAGUUAUUCUUAAAAGUGACAUGACUGUGAAGGAGGAUAUGAAAACUGUGAAGGGUAAAAUUGUCGGCACAUUAAACGGUAAAGAAUUACUUAGGGUGCAGGUCAAAAACUUGUGUGACCACAUUUUCUUAAAACCACUCAUUCAGUCUAUCCUUAACAAUUCCGACCACUGUGUUGUAUCCAAGGGUCAUUACCAAUUUAGCGUGGAUAUGCAAACGAUUGCUCGAAGAUUCUACGGAGGCAAGUUUAUUUACGGCGAUUGGGCGUUCAAGUGGAUUUUUCACGCUGAAUAUUGUAACUUUCAGUGUGCCACAUUGUAUCUUACAAUGAGUCCAAAAUCUGAUUAAUAAAAAAUAUAUUUAACUCAAUAUAAAAAUCUUUGAAUUUG